AUGCCUUCACCAUCAAUAGCUGAUCAGAAUAGGAAAAUUUUUAUCGGAGGUUUAUCUUACCGUACCACUGACGAUACGUUGAGAGAAUAUGCAUUACAAUUUGGUGACAUAACGGAUUGUUUAGUGAUGAAAGAUCGAGAUAUUAAAAGUCGUGGCUUUGGUUUUAUUACAUACUCAGAUGUUGCAAUGGUAGAUGAUUUUAUGGCAAAACGACCUCAUUUAAUCGAUGGUCGUCAAAUUGAUCCAAAACGAGCAAUGCCAAGAGAAGAAAAAAACAAUUCAGAUGUUCAUUUAACUGUUAAAAAAUUAUUUGUCGCUGGAUUAAGAGAUGGUAUUACGGAAGACAUAUUAAGACAAUAUUUCGAACGUUAUGGAGCAAUAGUAGAAACAAUUGUGAUGAAAGACAAAGACGGUAAACCGCGCGGUUUUGGCUUUGUGACUUUUGAUGAUUAUGAUCCCGUUGAUCGAGCGAUCUUAGAACGUCCUCAUUCAAUUAUGGGCCGUCAACUUGAUGUACGUAAAGCAGUACCAAAACAAAAGACAAAUGAAGAUGGUACUCCUGUUACAGGCAAAGGUUUACUAGGAAACACAAUGGAUGGUAAUUCACGACCGAUUAGUAGCAAUAAUAGUGGUAGUAACAAUAAUCACAACAACAUGAAUAAUAAUAACAGUAAUUAUGGAAUGUCAAACAGCAGACAGGGUGGACCUAAUCCUUCGAAUUAUGGUAUGAAUUCAUUAGGCGGUAUGAAUUCAUUGCAAGGUGGUAGCAGUGGAAUGUACUCGCAAUCGAAUUCUCAAUCAGCGAGUAUGCCAACGAAUUCUUAUAAUACAGGACUAAUGAGUUAUGACAAUUACAAUACAAAUAAUCAACAGCAGCCACCACCUUUGCCAAAUAAUAAUUUAGGUAAUUAUUUGAUGCCAAAUAUUUCCAGUUUACAAGGAUUUAAUCAACCACCAAUGGAUCAAAGAGUGCAGCAAAACAGUUAUAAUACAAAUAUAGGAAAUCCAAAUCCAUUUGAUACAAUGUCGAAUCCAAGUAGUUUAUUUAAUCAAAAUUCGGGAAUGGGGACUGUUAAUCCAAUGAAUAUAGGUCAACCAACAAGUGGUGGAUAUGAUUCAAUGAAUAAUCCAUCUUUCGGGAGUAAUUAUUCACGGACAAAUAAUAAUAAUAAUAAUAACUACAAUAAACCAACGAGAGGUAGUGGUGGUGGACCAAUACGCUCUGCUAUGGGACGAGGAGCAAGUCGAGGAGGUGGUUCAAGUUUUCCCUACGAACGUCCGAACAGUUAUCGUGGAGGACAACGUGGUGGAAGAGGCGGUGGUGGUCGUUAA
Didymodactylos carnosus is the source of this 1332-nucleotide messenger RNA. The record is from the annotation of a GenBank genome assembly. NCBI's taxonomy places the organism in Eukaryota, Metazoa, Rotifera, Eurotatoria, Philodinida, Philodinidae.